Molecule: messenger RNA, 912 nt
Organism: Rangifer tarandus platyrhynchus (Svalbard reindeer)
Lineage: Eukaryota; Metazoa; Chordata; Mammalia; Artiodactyla; Cervidae
Source: the annotation of a GenBank genome assembly
AUGGCGUCACGGCCCCCCACCCUGGGCCGAGGGGGCCCUGGCUUGUGGAGCGCCCCGGGGGGUGGUGCGGGCCCUCCUGUGUUUCAAGCUCCCCAGCCCUUCGCCUCAGCUCCCAGGGGCCUCCGUGGCCAGCGCCCCCAGACCUUUCGCAGCUCCCCGAGGCCUGGCCUCCCUCUGUACAGCGAAGCCACUGGCUUCCACCGCUCCGAGGGGAGGCGAGAGCAGGCGCCCCCAGCCCCAGACCCCGGCCGCGGGGCUCCGGCUGGGCCCUGCCCUGGACUCCUCCCGCCUCCCCAGCUGCCCCUGCACCUGGGCGCGGAGAGGGCCGUCCAGGCUCCAGCAGCGGCCACGGGCGGACGGCCCCAGGGCCGCAGGGUCGUUCUUUCCUUGGCGCCCAGGGACGGGACCCGGCCCCGCGAGCGGCUCCCGGGCCCCUGUGGGCGGCUCACGGUCGCGCCCAGGGACCCUGAGCAGAGGGACACCGCCCAGGCCGCCCAGCCCGGGAACCCGAGCGUCACGCGCACCCGCGCGCCACCCGCCCCUGGCCUGGACGCUUAUACAUCCGGAGGGUGGGCAGUGCCCGCUCCUCCGACCUCCCCGAGCACCGGCCGGGUGCAGGGAGGGCCGGGGGCGGGGCCUGGACUGGCCAAGGGAGCCGAGGACACGUCGGAGGAAUUCAGGCCGUGGCCGGUCCGGUUGCUCGCUGCCCCUCGCCCGCCCCACAGCUGGCCUGCCCUCCUGGAAGGCCCGGCUGCCCACUUGGGCCUGCUGACCGAGGCUUCCCGGAUGCUAAGCCUGAAGCGGCCGGCGCUUCCCCGCACCUCCUGCCUCUGGGGCCACCUCCGCCCAGUUGGGGGCAUCCAUGGCCGCCCAGCCCAGACGCCCCCCUUGCAGGGCGCCAGGCCUCCGUGA